This is a messenger RNA of Carcharodon carcharias (great white shark), 2739 nucleotides long. RefSeq names its product glutamate-cysteine ligase, catalytic subunit (gene gclc). Gene Ontology annotation, cellular component: glutamate-cysteine ligase complex. NCBI's taxonomy places the organism in Eukaryota, Metazoa, Chordata, Chondrichthyes, Lamniformes, Lamnidae. The coding region runs from base 444 to 2357 and encodes 637 amino acids. The record is from RefSeq and is a predicted model, not a curated record. The transcript has 17 exons. Gene Ontology annotation, molecular function: glutamate-cysteine ligase activity. Gene Ontology annotation, biological process: glutathione biosynthetic process.
AUCGUGCGGAAAGGGGCAGGGCAGAACCGGGUCGACGGUUGCGCUCGAAAGUAACGGCGCAGAGGGAAGAGGCGGAGGGUUUACAAAAGGUGGGGCCCCAUGGGGGGGUCGCGAGUGGUGAUGGUCGCGGUUCAAGCCGGCCCACCAAUCCAAGGAGGGAUAGGGAGGGGGCGGAGGAAGGUUGGCUGACGUGUUCUGAAUAUUUGUGGGGGGCGGGGCUGGUGGGAGGAGGAGGUCGCGGUAAAGAUUAUGAGCAGCGCCGCUGGGCGGGCAGAGGCGCGGAGGAGGUACAGCGGGAUAGGGGGAGCUGCGGUAUUGUUCCGGUGAACAUCCAUCGAGUGCGGCGGUGCUUUAGCACGGUUACGGAGCGGGAGCACCGAGCUGGAGUGGCUAAACUACAAGUCCAUCGAUCAGUCUCCUCGAUCCCGAAGGCGUCGGUGGUUAUGGGUCUGUUGUCGGAGGGGUCGCCAUUGAACUGGGAAGAGACGAAGAGAUACGCUGAUCACGUCCGCAAGCACGGCAUCAUCCAGUUCCUCAACAUUUACCAUAAAGUGAAGGACCGGCAGAAGGACGUGCUGAAAUGGGGAGACGAGGUUGAGUAUAUGUUGCUGUCAUUUGAUCAUGAACAUCAAAAAGUUCAAUUGCUGCUGCACGCAGAAGAGAUUCUUCACGAGCUCCAAAAUCAGGGUGAAAAGACAAAUCCCAACCAUCCCACUCUUUGGAGACCUGAAUAUGGCAGCUAUAUGAUUGAAGGUACUCCAGGGCAACCAUAUGGAGGAACAAUGGCAGAUUUUAAUACUGUGGAAGCAAACAUGAAGUUACGCCGACAAGAAGUGUUUUCCUUACUGAAAGUGAAUGAGACCAUCUGCACCAUCACAGCUUUCCCCAGGCUGGGAUGUCAUCAAUUCACACAACCUGUAUAUGAGCCUAAACCAGUUGAAAGUGGAGCCUCUAAAUCGCUGUUCUUUCCUGAUGAAGCAAUUAAUAAACAUCCAAGGUUUAGCACUUUGACGAGGAAUAUUCGCCACAGGCGGGGAGAAAAAAUAGCCAUUAAUGUACCAAUUUAUAAAGACAAAGGUGUUUCAUCUCCAUUUAUUGAAAGAUUUGUUAAUGAUGAUGGCGAAGCAGCAAGAGCAACAAAACCUGAUCACAUCUAUAUGGAUGCUAUGGGGUUUGGUAUGGGCAAUUGCUGUCUUCAGGUAACAUUCCAAGCAUGCAGCAUCUCGGAAGCCAGGUAUCUAUAUGAUCAGCUUGCUACAAUUUGCCCUAUUGUGAUGGCUUUGAGUGCUGCUUCACCAUUUUAUAGAGGUUAUGUGUCGGACAUUGAUUGUCGCUGGGGUGUAAUUUCAGCUUCUGUAGAUGACCGAACCAGGGAAGAAAGAGGUUUGGAGCCUCGAAAACAUAGCAAGUACAGGAUCAGUAAAUCCAGGUAUGAUUCCAUUGAUAGUUACCUCUCGAAAUGUGGUGAAAAAUAUAAUGACCUCGAAUUGACAGUUGAUGAUGAAAUCUACAAGCAGCUUCGAGAAGGAGGUAUUGAUCAUCUCCUGGCACAACAUAUAGCUCACCUUUUUAUUCGGGAUCCUUUGACACUGUAUGCAGAAAGGAUACACAUGGAUGAUGCAAAUGAAUCUGACCACUUUGAGAAUAUACAGUCUACGAAUUGGCAAACCAUGAGAUUUAAGCCGCCGCCCCCAAAUUCUGAAAUUGGAUGGAGAGUUGAAUUUCGACCUAUGGAGGUCCAGUUGACAGAUUUUGAGAAUUCUGCAUACGUUGUCUUUGUUGUACUGCUAACCCGAGUGAUCCUUUCAUACAAGUUGGAUUUUCUUAUUCCACUCUCUAAAGUGGAUGAGAAUUUGAUUGUGGCUCAAAAGCGUGAUGCUGUACGCCAAGGAAUGUUCUACUUUAGGAAAGAUAUUUACAAAGCUGGAAACCCAGUUGUUGAUGGCUGUGCUUGUGCACAAAAUGGCAUUGAUUUGGAUACAGAAGAGUAUGCAUUAAUGAGCAUAGACACAAUCAUUAAUGGAAAGGAAGGAGUUUUUCCAGGUUUAAUUCCAAUCAUAAAUAGUUACCUUGAAAACAUGGAAGUCGAUGUGGAUACACGGUGCAGCAUUUUAAACUACCUCAAACUGAUCAGAAAACGAGCUUCAGGGGAGUUGAUGACUGCAGCAUGUUGGUUGAGGAAGUUUGUUGCUGAUCAUCCCAACUACAAGCAAGAUGGUAUUGUAACUGAAAAAAUCAACUAUGACCUAAUUAUGAAGUGUGACCAAAUUGCAAAGGGGUUGCAUGACUGUCCAAAACUAAUUGGAGUACCAGUCAGCAAACCAAAACACUCAGAUGGCAAGCAGAGCACUGUUUGAUAUCAUGGAAUUGUAUACUUUGAUGUUAAUCAUACAUAUUUUGCAUGGUGCAGAGACCAAGAAAAUGCACAAACAAAUGAACAGGGCCAACCAUUUAAAUCAAAUCUUUAUUUUAUUGAUUGUUUAAAUCAAUGCAGAUUUGUGCAUUGCAGUUGUCAGAUGACAUGUAAGCUACAUGUACAUAUAUUGUUUUUAGAUUAACAAUGUAUUUUUAAUACGCUCUAACAUGGGUUGUUGCACAAAUUCUGCUGUAGAUACAAAUGAGAAAUGUACUUUGUAUAUAUAAUUUUCUUACAACAAAUUCCAUUGCUUUUUGUUCAUUGACUGUAAAUGUACUGAACUAAGUUGUUUUUGAUCAUGUGAGAAUAAAUAAUGAACCCUG